Messenger RNA from Siniperca chuatsi (mandarin fish), 3254 nucleotides. RefSeq lists its product as uncharacterized. The coding region runs from base 129 to 2456 and encodes 775 amino acids. NCBI's taxonomy places the organism in Eukaryota, Metazoa, Chordata, Actinopteri, Centrarchiformes, Sinipercidae. The transcript is spliced from 7 exons. The record is from RefSeq and is a predicted model, not a curated record.
GUACUGUGUUCGAGUUCGCCCAUGAACUAUGGAAGCGCGCUCCCGACACUUCAGGUGAAUGAGAGGGAAGCAGAGGAGCGGGAUACGGUUCACUGUGCGUCGUAUUAAAAAGGAACAAUUAGAGGAAAAUGAGUUGUGUUACGUCGCUUGGGGCGCAUGUUUUUAUGACAACUUAUCUACUCUUCGUGAUGGGAUGCGUUGCACAGAAAGUAUACUUUGACUGUGGUGCCAAGGUGGAUGUGGUGGACGUCCAAGGCCUCAUUCUGUCCCCUGGCUUCCCCUACAACUACUCCUCUGGGACACACUGUGUUUGGCAGUUCUUUGUGCCUGUUGAUUACCAGCUUAUUCUGGAGAUAUUUGACUUUGACGUGUUUGAAAGCCAUGAUUCCACGGCACAGUACUCUGCCAUCUCUAAUUUUGAAGAGGAAGAGGCAGACGAAGAGGUGACUUUCACUCCUGGCAGCUUAGCGGCAGAUGAAACUUCAUCAGCAGCUAAAGAUCCUAUGCUUCAGAGAAUAGGGGAUGUCACAAAGACUCAGCAGUCAUCCCAAGACGGUGAGGUCAAGCAAGUAGUGGUCCAGGAACAGUCCACAAAGAUGGAGAUUGCCAAAGUCUCCAAUUCUGCCAAAAGAUCUGCAGAUGAUUCCUCUGGCCUACCUUCGCCACCUCCUCCCUCUCUUCUCCUCCUACCUGUUGCUGUGCCUCCAGGAGAAAAGGCUGUCAACUCUGCCUCUUCGUCUCACCUCAGGGGAGACCUCAACCCCAGUUCUAACCCAAGCACAGUUGUGGAGGAGACCACCCUUGCCUCGCCACACUCCACUGACACUCCAGCUGUGAGCCCCGAAACCCAGCACUCAGUGCUUGAUGCCUGCCCACACGAUGUCCUCUACAUCUCAGACCUCAUCACCUUCUCCUCCAGGUUCUGUGGGUCCAACCGGCCUCCCAGCAGCCAGCUGGUUUUUGGCUCCAGCCAGGAGAUGGUGGAGGUCAUCAUGGAGCUCAUCACCACCACCCACUGGGGCCGCGGCUUUGCUCUUCUCUUCCACUACCACAACCUGACCGAGCCAGGGGUGGACCGCCGUGCUUCCGCUCCCACAGCCAGCAAGGUUGACUCUUUGCUGGCUGCUGUGAGUGGAGCUGCCUUCUUCGCUAUGAUACUUACAAGUGCCCUCUGCAUCGUUUUCAGAUCCAAACUGUGUCCAAAAAGAGCCAGCUCCUGUGCAUCCAGCAACUCUGAGGUGCCAGAGGGAGUCCAGAACACCAGGGCUGAGGUCAGCGAGCUGCAACUGAUGGCUGAGAAUCAGACCAACCUGGAGGCAACCACAGAGCAGGACAACAACAACGACAGCCUGCCACACACAGUCAGUGCUGGCGGUGACAUUUCCCAGAAUGCAGAGGUGGACCUCUGCUGCAGCGGUCUGACUGAACUCGACCUUGGUGCUGAUGAGGUCUUCAUUGUAUCUUCAGCACCUAGCCCAAGCAGGCUACCCUUCGCACCUCACACACAGCGGGAGAGGUUUCUGCGGCACAGUGACACUGGUCCCAGCCCUGCAGGUGACUGGCCCUCACCAGACUCCACCACCUCACCUACUGGUGCCAGGUCCGCCAAGGACGGCAGCGGCGGCUGUGCCAGACCGAGAGCGUGGAGCGUACGCACCUUCCAGGACUUCCUCUCUCCACUGCCGCAGCUGCAUAAGAAGUGGUGCAGCUGGAACUCCACCAGUCCCUUCACCAAGCUGGUGGACAGCGCUCCAUCCAGUUUGGUAGCUGACUGCAGAGGGGACGACAGCAGGAAGGUCUUCUCUGAUGUUCACCUGGAGGCCAAGGCAGAUAACAGCACCAUCUCUGACUCAUCCAUCAGCAAUGCCUCCUACCCCCUUACACAGCCCGCCCAGAGGCAACGGCGUCUCAACUCCACCAGCAACCUGCGGCGCUCGCGCUUCACAGGGCCUUGCUUUGGCCUGCUUUCCGGGACGGCAGACCCAACGAAGGUCUCCGGGGUUCCUCAUGCCCAGGGCUCCCCAUCAGAACACAGCUCUGGCUCCUCUUCCUCCACCCAGUGUCAGAUUGAGAGUGGCCAGACCGGAAAGAGGCGUGAGUUCCCAGGCGAGGGCGAUCACAUCAGCGUGCCAGUGUUUGCCAUCUCUGAGGAGGAGGACCGGCAGCCUCUGGUCUCAGCUGAGCACCUGGACCAGACCUCUGCCUCCGCCCUGCUGAAUGGAUUGGUUAGGGGGACAUAUGAGGGGAAGAGGCCUGCCGUUGGAAGCACCAGCCUCAGCCCCCAGAGCCAGAGGGCCAGACCAGAGUGCAGGCCUUGGGGGAGCCAGGUGUCAGGAGGGGUUGGCCCACUCCCUUCCAAUGCACUCACCACCAUGACCAAGUCAAACACAGUCAGUAGCAGCCAGCCGUCUCUCAGUCAGUCCAUAGUGCUGUGCAGUGUGACCAACCAGAUGUGACCAGACGGGCUUUAAGUUGGUAAAAAGAGCAGGGACUCUGGUGGGCCAGUUGUGCAUUUCUGAACUCUGUUAGUGCCACUUUGUGAAAUAUAUAACCUAUAAUCUUUAAUUUCUGAAAUCAACUUUUUCAAAAUGAUUACUACAUAUACUGUAGCGAACUGCUGGCAAAUAUAUUGUUCUCACUCUAGUUUUUUUCUAUUUUUAUAAAGUUGUGUUUGGACAAAGAUGGAAUAAUAUGCUGCUUACUAUGCCAAGGCACUGACUGCUGUGGUAUUGUGUUUAAAAAAGAUGACUGAUUGCAAACAUGAACAAAAAAGUAUUUUCUGAGUGAGUACUCCGUAAGCCCCAAAUUUUAAGGGCACUUUUUAAUCAGAUUUAUUAACCAGUUUGAUGCUAUUCCAUCAGUUUUAAUACUCCAACCAUUGCACUUUGCUUUCAAUAGCUCAUUCAUUGUGGAUUUUGCGCUGCCUUGUGCCAUCUUUCUUUUUCCUUGAUGUGGUUCUUCAUGUGGUUAUUUUUUUAGCACAGGCUCAUAAAUGCUUAUACAAUUACCUAUUACCCAAAAGUUUUGUGCAGAGCAUAGACCGUACAUUAAUGUUGAUGUUGCAACAAUGUAUGCAUACAGUAUGUACUCCUAAGGCUCAUACUGCAUUAUAAAAGGGAAAUCAAAAUAAAGUAAAAGCAUAUAGAGUACUAAUAUACACUAUUAUGUAGUAUAAAAGAGAGAACUAGCUCUCACAAUAGUAUUUAAAUGAGUUAUGAAUUGAUGUAAUGUUUUAAUAAAGGCUAUGUCAUGCA